UGAGUACCGAACGGAGGACGAUGAGGAACGCCUAAGAGAUGACGAUGCCUCAACAUCGUCUGGUGAAAACGAGGGGGAUUCCGGGAGUCCCCGUGAAGAGGAUGGUGCCUCUACUUCGGGUGCAAUCCCAUGCCCACCGCCCAUAUAGGCCGUUCAUGAAACCAAUUAUUCAUGCAGUAGCAUUUACAAAGGUAGUGGGCAUCAAAUAUGAUCAAAACCCUCAUAUGGACCAUAUUCCCUUGAAGAUGGAUAAAUGUAAGGUGGACGGACGCUUAUAACAUGCUUAAGACUAACACCCGCAAAAAGUCCAGAAGAGCAAAUCAGAAGAAAAUAAAGAUCUGGAUUGAGGAGGGUCUCAUCAUCGGGACUGUAUGUGAUGACAAUCUACCAUCUUUAAGUUUUAGAGUAUGUCUAAAACAUUUGUUAAUCUUAGUUCAUACUUCUACGUUUAUUACUACUGAUUAUAAUUUUAUAAUUAUAAUAAAAGGUUUGUAUGUUCCUUUUGUGAAAGGAAUUUACCGGUGUAGGGGGGUCGCUUCAAACCAUGUAGUUAUCAUAACUGACCAUGGUCAAAUUGAGGAUGAAUUAUGUGUAGAGAUAAAAAAAUAGUUGGGGAAUCAAAUGGGCAAAUAAUGGCCAUGGCUUGUGAUGUUUCGUACGACUCAAUACAUCAAUUGUGAUGUUUGUUCCCGUGCUAAAAGUUAGAUGUCACUCAAUUUGCCUUUUG
Messenger RNA from Cuscuta epithymum, 727 nucleotides. Lineage: Eukaryota; Viridiplantae; Streptophyta; Magnoliopsida; Solanales; Convolvulaceae. The record is from the annotation of a GenBank genome assembly.